Molecule: messenger RNA, 5143 nt
Organism: Aedes albopictus (Asian tiger mosquito)
Lineage: Eukaryota; Metazoa; Arthropoda; Insecta; Diptera; Culicidae
Product: monocarboxylate transporter 12
Exons: 12
Coding region: 2378-4927 (849 amino acids)
Biological process (GO): transmembrane transport
Cellular component (GO): membrane
Molecular function (GO): monocarboxylic acid transmembrane transporter activity
Source: RefSeq, a predicted model, not a curated record
GAGAGAGAGUUUGGGAGAGAUUGCGAUAUCGCAUCACCUCGAAUGAACACUCGAAGCGCGCGCGAUGGUCCUCGUCACAAACCAACUUGAUUGAAGAAGAGAGAUGCGUGGUCGGGUGCGAUACCUACCAGAACAGCCCAGCAGAAGCGCGUGAUUUUCACCGAGAUCAAGGCAGCAGCAGCAGCACGACAGGAUUCAUCUCCGAUUCAGUUCUUGCGGAACCGUCGACGGGAUUGGAUUGUUCGGAAUUGAGCACGGAAAAGUGUCGAGCAGUUGAUACCAGCAGCGCGUGUGCACCCUACCACCCCCAGCAAAUUCUGAUACUGGUGGAACAGUAGUGCGUCCUAGGCUCGGUUCGGUUCGGAUUUUCAGUGCAUCCCCCUCGUGGCACGCCGCGUUCCGGGAAAACGGGGUGAAUCUGUUUAGUGCAAAGUUUCACGCUGCCGGGUGGGAUCUUCUUCACCUCGAGCGGUUUUCUGCUUGUGGGCUACUACUGUGACAGCGUGCGGUUGUGUUCCAAGGGGAAGGCAGCAAGCAGAGAUUUUUGUGUUUGCCAUUGACGCCCACCCACCACCCACUUGGCGUCGUUGCAGUUAGUGGAAUGUAGGUUGUAGUGUUGCACUACCGUUGGUUGGUUGUGCUGUGUCUUCUCCGCAGCGGAACGGAAUGGUCGCUUUGUUCGGUUUUGCUGAAGGCAGCGGCGGGGAGCGUCGGCAGUGUCCUUGUGCUAAAAUGCUCGCAUAUGGAAUUUUGUGUUGUCGGUGCAAGAGCAGUGAAUAAAGAGCAGGAAUCCUGGUUGUGGACGCAUUUUUCGGGCGAAUAUUAAACGGUCAACUUUCCCAGUGUGUCAGUCGGCUGUUGACCGAGAUCAGUGUUCGGUACUUCGCCGUGACUGUGUGGUGGGUCAGGGUACAAUGUGAAGCUGUUGGAAUUGAAUUAUGGAAAAGAGUGCGGAGGCUUUGCUGUCAGAUAGUUCCGGAUGGAUGGUGAUGGAAGAUCAGUGAAGCUGUGGAUAAGUCAAGUGUCAGGAUAUAUUUAGCUGGAUAGCGAUAUUGAAGUGAUUGGCGUUCGGAAUAAAUGGAAGAUAAGAGUGACACGUGAAAUGGAGAUUCAAAUCUGAAAUGCUGCAUACGGAGAACCACUUUUUUGGACACGAGCUAUGAUCCUCCGAUAAAUUGUCGAAAAUCACCGAUCCACUCACCAGCUGUAGAUUGCAUGUGUUGAAUAGUUAGUUAAGCGGAAUCGUCAAGGCUUAAACGUGCGAAGAUUCAUCCCUACCGUCAGGCAUCAACAGCUUUCCGGACGAGUGAGGAUGAGGCUGCGGCGAACGGACGAAAAAAUUCAUAAAUACGUGACUUUACGAGCUGAUGCCAACGCGACGCCGAGUGAUCUCGUUGAUUGUCGCCGCCGUCAGCGUCGACGGUCGUGCGGGCGGGUUCUCAGAACGUCCCCCAGUUGAGACGAGGCGGACCAUCCUUGUCCCCACCGAGCGCUAGUGAAAACGAUAUUCAAAUUAAAUGGGUGACGUCUUAUAAAUCAGCCGUUAAUACGAAUUCCGGACACUUUGGAAUGCUAUUUCGGGGCGAGAUUGCAAGGGACAGCGGCGUGGGUUUUUUAAUUGAGUAGGUGCGAAAGCGAAGCAGAAUUGUUUUGUUCGCCACAAGCGAAUAACACUGUGAUACAACUUUUGUGGAAUAAACCGAGAAGCAAAUAGUCAAUGAAAUCCCACCGCUCAAGGGAACGUCGUCGUUUCGUCUGAAAUUCCAUUCAAACAAAUUAACAACGUCCUCACGGGUGCCGUCAAAGUUAUUGCCCCCGGCCGUGACAUAGAAAUUUCUCUCCAGUAAACACGAGCAAGUUAAAAAGUUUUCAUUCCGUCACAGCUGAGCAUUUGUGUCCUGUGUAGGCGAAAAUGUUCGGCCAGCCCAACGUAAGCAAUCCAAACCAUCAGUGUAUGUACAGAAGCUAUCCGACGCUACCCCGAAACUCCUACCCUCAACAGACCCAACAACAACCCUACCUUUACCAAUCUAUGACCCUUCCAUGACAGUAUAAUCAAAGCCGUCAGACCCGUAAAAACAAUUGCUAUUAUUGCAAUAACAACAUCAAUCUCACCUGCACCUGUUUGUCGUCGAGUGCCUUAGGAUACUUUUACUCGACGUCCCAAACCCUAAACUCGGCUCCAUCGACUCUACCCAGACGGUCCCGUCCCACAAACUACCACUAUCUACCCACGUACCCCUACCUACAGGCUCCCAUCCAGCCUCCGCUCCAGUUCCAACCCCUCGUACCACCUCCUCAAACGGCCUCGAAAGCCACCUCAAUCACUCCGCCGGUUCGCCAGACACAGAACCAAGAAUCGCAAGUCGACGAAGAGAUGCUCGGAAUCAACACAUCCAACGAUCUGGAUUCGCCGGCCCUGUCCGCAUCACCUCCACCCGCCCCAGCCCCUCGGCCGCCACCGUUCCGAAACGGUUGCCAACGGUGUCGGUUCACGGCAUCGAUGGCUUCUGCCAAUUCGAGCCUAAGCCGAUCGCACCAACAUCUAUCGGGAGGAGGAAGUGCCAGCAAUACCCUCACCAGGGGAAACACCCACAACAGCAGUCUGCGGGAAAGCAGUGGCGGUGGGGGCGGUAAUCACAUAGCCACAAGCACCGGCCAUUUGCACACGGCCGGUACGACGACAGGACAUCAGAACGGGACAUAUCCCGGUGGCUACGACCGAAGCCGGCUGAUGGAGGAGGAAGACUCGGCUUAUCCGGCACUUUUGGAACGGGAACUGCAUUCCCUGCAUCGGAAUGUGCCGGCACUGCGACGGGCCGGUGUUGACACGACUGCAAUUAGACAGCACUUCUACCCGGACGGCGGAUGGGGCUGGAUUGUUUGCGGAGUGGCAUUCCUGGCGCAUGUUCUCACCACGGGAUUCCAGCUGUCCUACGGGCUACUGCUGCUGUACGCGAUACGCCACCUGGGUCACGAGGUGAAUACCGAAGCAGGAUGGUUGGGUGCAGCCAGUUGGGCGAUGUCACUGCUGGCGGCCACUAUCGUGGUAGCGCUGUGCCGUCGGAAGUCAACCCGCUUGACGGCCGUACUCGGUGGUCUGGUGCUGGCACUGGGCAUACUGUUCACCUCCUUUGCCACCCAGCUGCAUCAGGUGGCGUUCAGCUAUGGAGUGAUAGUCGGCGUUGGGGCCGCCAUGGUUCGUGAAUCGGCAGCCGUGAUGCUGGGACACUACUUCAAGCGGCGGAGACAAUUUGUCGAAAUGAUUACGAUGUCGGGCGAAGGUGUCGGCGUGGCGCUGUUCUCUGUGAUACUGAAGGAAGGAGUUGGGAAAAUGGGCUGGCGCCUGGGCUUGCAAGCCGUCACCGGACUGGUGUCGUUUAGUUUCUUCAUGGGGCUGCUGUACCGACCGGCAUCGCUCUAUCAUCCGCAGCGACGGGCGAUUCUGCAUCUGAAAAACCAAAGGAAGAAGGUGAAAGAGAAGAAAACCCACGUCCGUACGCCGAAGCCACCAUUCCUGGACUGGACCCCCCUGAAGCUUACCACCGUGCGGAUGCUCUCAAUAUCGGCAGCUGUGGCCGCGUUUGGCAUCUACUCUCCUGUCUUUUUUCUGUCACUGCACGGAUUCACCGAGGGAUACGACAUGCAGGAUCUGGUCCUGCUGCAAACCUUCCUGGGGCUUUCGAUUGCGCUGGGUGUCGUGUUCAGCGGUUCUUCCAUCAAUAAAACACUGGAAAUUUCCUUCAAGAAGAUUCGAAUAUCUCGUCAAUAUGUCUGUCAGGGCUGUGUUACGCUUAUCUCGCUUUCCUUGCUGGUGCUUUCGGCUGUGGCCGACUACCGGGGUCUGUGCUUCUCGGCUUGGGCCUACGGACUGGGGCUCGGUGGCUACCGGUACACGCUGAAAAUGCUGGCCAUCGAGCGGAUACGGGGCAAGUACUUCUCCAAGGCGUGGGGAUUUAUCAAAAGUGCUGAAUCACUGCCGGUGCUUGUUGGAGUUCCGCUGUGUGCUUUCCUGAACGAUUCGUCGCACCGGUACGGACGGGCCGGAUACUACAUCUGUGCAGCGAGUGCGGCCAUUUCGGCUAUCAUUCUGUUCUUCGUCGGCCAUCCGGACGGAAAGAACAUGAAGUACUCGGCCAACGGAUCGAUAACAUCCCGUUGCACGGCCCCCACCUCAUCGAGCGACUGUCAGCACAUGCUGAAUCGUAGUUUCUCAUCGCAGCGUUUCAACAAUCAGUGGUACCCGAAUACCCACGGUACGAAUCUAUCCAGUGCGGCGGCGUAUGGCGGCCUGGGUGGACAACCGCAGCAGCCACCGCAACGUUGUCUCUCCAGUCAAUUCAUGAACGGUGGCCCCGGAGUGGCCCUCGGAAAUGGCACUGGCGGUGGUGGUGGUGCUGGUGGUACGACAGGAACGGCCAAUUACAACUAUCACAGCCCAUACUGCCAAAGUGCCGGCCAGCCUCAUCACCAUCAUGGCCGUUUGCACAAAAGUCUUUCAUUUGCCUUCCAAUCGCCAACCGUAGCCAACGAGGACCGAACACCGCAGCACACAUUCCGGCAGUCGAGUCAGUAUGCCGCCGAUUAUCCACCUCCUAGCCGGUGCUACUCGAGAUGCGAAGUGCAUAACCCAUCCCACCGGGGAACGCCAUCCCACAACCGGGCCCCAUCGAUGACUGCAGUCCAUCACCAGCCGAUGAUGACGACGACGACGACGGCGUCGACCGGAUACAACAUGUGCGCCAACGGACUGCAGAGCAAUCCCUCCCGAAGUCGAAGUGUUCCGGAGGGGUUGGCCAACGGCCACCGGAGUGGGGCGGCCGAUUGUCACUGGAAUCACUGCCACUGGACCACCGCCAACGGGGUAAACUUCUGCCGGCCAACCCGGCCGAUCCAGGUGGUGGAACAGAUCACUACAUCCGUUUGACUAAAGUUUAAGAUAAUGCGUUUUUUCCUGUGCAUCUCGAUCCAUCUGCUGGAGGGAUUGUUUUCCUAGUCAGUCAGAGUUAAUAUCACAUUGUACCGUCUCAUAUUGUCACACGUUCCAUUUGUAGGUAUGAACAACAAAUUUGAAAUUUUUGGUGUGGAGGGGGAAAUGCGCCGGAGGAUGGGUGAUUCAUUUGAAAUAAUAUUAGAAAUUUAC